UCUAAUGCGUAUAUUCAUCCCUUCCAUAGGUUCAUGGAAAAGAAUUUGAUAGCACGGAGAAUAGCCGAUAGAAUCCAUAUAUUCGAUACACUUUUUUAUUACAACCUCACUCAUAGAGCUCGAGAAUCAAAGGCUCAAACUCAAAACAAUGAACCGUACGUACUUUCUGAUAGAUGCUACAAUAGGGUCAAGAAAUACACUAAAGGUACAAAUAUCUUCGAGAAAGACUUUAUAAUUAUCCCAAUUAAUAAAAACGGCCAUUGGUUUGCUGCAGUCAUUUGCUAUCCAAGUAGAGAUGAAUUUAUUGAAGUGAUUGGAAAAUAUCCCAAAAGAUCUUGUAUAUGUUUCAUGGACUCGACGCAAAGUGCUCAUAGUAGAUGUGGAUUAGCCGCACCAUUACGACACUUUCUAGCUAAAGAAUGGGAAUCAAAGAAAACGACUAAGAAAAAUUUUAGUGAAAGUUCAAUGCCUGAAAUGUAUCUCAAGUUACCUAAGCAAAUUAACGACUUCGACUGUGGACUUUAUGUACUACAAAAUAUUGAAAACUUCCUAAUAAAUCCUGAUUAUCUAAUUGAAAGAAUUUGCAAAGAUCCUGCUAUUAAUCUUGGUGUUUGGUUUUCUUUUUCAUCUGUCUCUUCUAUGCGACGUACAAUUAAAAGAUUGAUUGAACGAAAGAGUAAAAACUAAGAAAAAAGUGGUAGAUGCAAAUGAUAUUUGACCUCUGGUUCUCUUCUAAUCGUUGAUAUUAACGGUUCUUGUCUUUAAGUUAAGCGAAAUCAAAAUGACAUUGAAAUUAUAUUUGCACUUAAAUCAAUUGUAUCGGUAACUUUUUAAAUCACACUAUUGUUACCAGAUCCACCAACAGUUAACAUUAUGAUCAGAUUAGUUUUGGUCAGGUUAUUUGGUUGAAUAGUUGAUAUUGAGUUUUUAAUCGUCCAUGAUACAUUUAUUAUUCAUUGUCUUCAAUUGUAAUUUCAAAACUUCAUUAUGUGAAUGAAUUGAUAUCCAAAUCAAUGAAUUCAAACUUCGCGGUGCAAAAAUAGUUUUGAAAAUUUUUUCAUUUCUUUUGUUUGGUUUUCUAUUGUUUUUGUCUAAUUUUUUAAAUAUUUAAUUAAUUACUUAAUCCAAUUUAAUUAAAUCAAUUUUAAACUUAAAUUAUGAUUAUCAACUCUGGCCGAAAGUGAAGUGGAUCAUUUGUCAAUCGAUAUUUUGAAAGUCGAUCAACUUUCAUUUCUAAAAAAUUAAGAAAAUUUUUUUUCGGUUUUCGUUCUUCCUUCUCAACUUGUUUUCCUUUUCUAUUUUGAAAAUAGUAUUUUCUUUUUUCUAAAUUGUUCCAAAUUCUCAUCUUCAUAUGACAGUUUGAUAUCUCACAUGGAAGCGAAUCAAACUUUAUCAAUUUACAAUAACAUUGUCUACUUUGGUGUUCAUAAAUUUUGCUGUGAUGAAAUUCGUUUAAUUUCAGCAUUAAAUUUUUCCAAGUUUGUCAAGUCCAAGAAAGAUCUCGUUUCAACAUCACCAUUCCACCAAUUGAUAUAAAAAAGGCCUAUUUUGACAGUAAAACUGAUGAGAAUUUGUCAACACUGGUUAUUGAAACUGUUCCUGAAUCAGGGCGAAAAAUACGCGAAACAUUGCAUCUGAAUGAAUAUCUUAAUCAAGAUGAUAACUCAGAAGGAUCCCUUCGUUUUGUUGUUCAAUUAAACGGAAAUGGUGAAGAAAUUUACAGAAUAUUGGAAGAAUAUUUUGCCAUCUUUAAUUCUGUAACUUGGAGACUUGAGAGAACCUUAUCGAUAAGUGUCCAUCAAUAUUUUAAUUUCUUAAACAAUUAUUCUCAGCAAUCGACAAUAACAACAUCCAAUCUUGGGACAUCUUCUAUGCCUGCACAGUCACCUUCAACGAACAUUUUAACAUCUCAAUCAGAGGAAACAUCUUCCAUGAGUGUAAGAAAUCGUAAUAGUAACCAGCGUAACUCAAACAACUCAGCAUCAAAUAGUGAUGAUGUUCUCCUCAGUUAUCCACCUGGAGAAAAAAAAAUGUAUUUCAAUUCGUCAAUCUGAUCUGUCCUGUUUGGAGGAAGGGCAACAAAUAAACGAUAGAAUCUUAAGUUUCUAUCUUAAGUACAUCGAGAGAGACCUAACAGCACCAGAUAUCGCUCAAAGAAGCUACAUUUUUAGCUCAUCUUUUUAUGACAAGCUCGCCCAACGAAUGCGAGUGCCGAAAGCUCAAACUCAGGAUAACAAAUUACUUUCUGAAAAAUAUUACAAAAGAGUCAAGAAUUGGACGAAAGAUAUUAAUAUAUUCGCAAAGGACUUUCUAAUUAUUCCAAUUAAUAAAUCCAGUCAUUGGUUAUUGGCAAUCAUAUGUUAUCCAAGGAAAGUUCCAUUCACGGGCCAGAAUUUACCGAUAGAAAUUGAAAAACAUCCGAAAAGACCUCGUAUACUAUUCUUAGAUUCACUUCAAAGUUCUCAUGAUAAAUGUGGAUUAGCUGCACCACUACGACACUUUCUAACCAAAGAAUGGGAAGUAAAGAUAUCAUCAAGCAAAAACUUCAGUAUAAAAGCAAUGCCUAAUAUUUAUCUCAAGGUGCCUAAGCAGUACAACGCCUUUGAUGGAGGCCUUUAUGUGAUUACAUGUAUUGAAAAUUUCUUGAGAAAUCCUGAUUAUUUACUUGACAAAAUCUGUUUAGAUCCUGCUAUUGAUCUUGGAGAUUGGUUCUCAUCUACACUGGUCUCUUCUAAACGACGAACAAUUAAAAGAUUGAUUAAGCAACAGAGAGAAGUAGCUGAGAAAAAGAAGAAUGGAGUUCAAUGAUGAAAACUGAUGACGAUGGUUGAUAACUGAUUCUCUCCCAGCUAAUUAAAUUCCAAUUAUUCAACGUAAAAUUUUCAGUAAUUAACCAUGGAAAACUCCAUGAUCAACGUAGUUGAGAUAACAUCAAUUCGGGAAAAUAUGGAGAGAUAUAACAAUCCAAAUCACGAAUCCCAAUUGUAAUUUGCAUUUAAACAUAUAAUUUUAAAAAAAUUUCACUCUAUUUAAAGUGUUAAGCUUAAUCUUACCUGAAAAUGAAGAUAUUACCACAUAGGUAUUUUUGUCCAUCUUCAUUAUCUAAUCAUCAGCUUUAUCUUCAUUUUCAGGUAAGAUUAAGCUACAUUAUCAGCUCCCGUUUUUAACUUGCUAAAUGCUACGUCCUUUAUUUCACAUUUUGUUUAGAAAUUUCGUACUAGUUGAUUAAGAUGAAUCAAUUAUCAGUAUCAUGGUUAAUCCAAAAUUUAAUUAUAAUCUUGUUAUUUAAUUGUUACAACAAAAGAAACAAUGAAAAGAUUGUAAUACUGGGUGACAAAUAAUACCUUGUUUUUUUUAAAUACCCUGUAACUUCUUUAUCUUUGAUUCCAACCUAAUAAUUUUAGUAACGAAUUAAGCACUAGACUUGCAAGUUAGAUAUCCUUCCUUUCAAAAUUAUUUUCAAUCUACAGGGUGAGUGCCUCA
Molecule: messenger RNA, 3483 nt
Organism: Panonychus citri (citrus red mite)
Lineage: Eukaryota; Metazoa; Arthropoda; Arachnida; Trombidiformes; Tetranychidae
Product: sentrin-specific protease 6-like
Exons: 10
Coding region: 1993-2808 (271 amino acids)
Biological process (GO): protein desumoylation
Cellular component (GO): cytoplasm; nucleus
Molecular function (GO): SUMO-specific endopeptidase activity
Source: RefSeq, a predicted model, not a curated record